AUGAAAUUAAGGGGGUUUGGAGAUGAUGAGAGUGGGGAAAGGGGAGAGCAAGGGAAUAGGAAUCAUUUGUGGCAGAGACAGAGGGUUUUAAGUAAAGCCUGGCAAGGCUCUGGUUCCAAAUACAACCCCCACAACAGAAAUCUCGACCAAAUUUUCAAAUAAAUCUCGAACAAGUCCUAGUCAUCUUUUGUUAAGCAAUCUGAUGAAACCUCAAAACCUCAAGGAGGAACGUAAAGAAAAGAAAAUGAUACAACCCUUCUGAACAGAAGAUAGUAUGCAGCCCAGCGCUGUGUUCGAAGGCUUCAAAAGAUCCAGGAUUAACCCAUAUAUUAUGAAAGAUAAGAGUAGAUAUAGUAAAUAAAAAUGAUUUCAUGGAAAUAACUACUAAAUGAAAAGCCUCAGAAUUCAGGAAUAAAAUAAUGAACAAGGCUAGGUAUAGAUCCCAAGAUCAGAGGAAACCCUUUCAGUACGAGGAUAAUCUAAUAUGAGGAAUCGAGAGCAGCGAUACUUUGUAUUACAAAGGAGCCGAUCGCAUGAGCAGUAAUAUUAGCAAUAAAAGAAGCAUCUCGUUAAGCAACCUUUCAGAAAAGAUCAAUAGCGCCAGGUUAAAAGAUAACAGAAGGAAAAUUAGAUGAUUUGAGAACUCAGAAUCUGGUAUGUAGAACCUAGAAUUCAUAUCCUUGAAGAAUGAUUAGUGCCUGG
This is a messenger RNA of Moneuplotes crassus, 702 nucleotides long. The record is from the annotation of a GenBank genome assembly. Lineage: Eukaryota; Ciliophora; Spirotrichea; Euplotida; Euplotidae.